Molecule: messenger RNA, 2608 nt
Organism: Pan troglodytes (chimpanzee)
Lineage: Eukaryota; Metazoa; Chordata; Mammalia; Primates; Hominidae
Product: tenascin-X
Exons: 13
Coding region: 1-2538 (845 amino acids)
Biological process (GO): neuron projection development; regulation of cell adhesion
Molecular function (GO): protein binding
Source: RefSeq, a predicted model, not a curated record
AUGCGCCUCUCGUGGAGCGUGGCCCAGGGCCCCUUUGAUUCCUUCGUGGUCCAGUAUGAGGACACGAACGGGCAGCCCCAGGCCUUGCUCGUGGACGGCGACCAGAGCAAGAUCCUCAUCUCAGGCCUGGAGCCCAGCACCCCCUACAGGUUCCUCCUCUAUGGCCUCCAUGAAGGGAAGCGCCUGGGGCCCCUCUCAGCUGAGGGCACCACAGGGCCGGCCCCUGCUGGUCAGACCUCAGCAGAGUCAAGGCCCCGCCUGUCCCAGCUGUCUGUGACUGACGUGACCACCAGUUCACUGAGGCUCAACUGGGAGGCCCCACCUGGGGCCUUCGACUCCUUCCUGCUCCGCUUUGGGGUUCCAUCACCAAGCACUCUGGAGCCGCAUCCGCGUCCACUGCUGCAGUGCGAGCUGAUGGUGCCGGGGACACGGCACUCGGCCGUGCUCCGAGACCUGUGUUCCGGGACUCUGUACAGCCUGACACUGUAUGGGUUGCGAGGACCACACAAGGCCGACAGCAUCCAGGGCACCGCCCGCACCCUCAGCCCAGUUCUGGAGAGCCCCCGUGACCUCCAAUUCAGUGAAAUCAGGGAGACCUCAGCCAAGGUCAACUGGAUGCCCCCACCAUCCCGGGCGGACAGCUUCAAAGUCUCCUACCAGCUGGCGGACGGAGGGGAGCCUCAGAGUGUGCAGGUGGACGGCCGGGCCCGGACCCAGAAACUCCAGGGGCUGAUCCCAGGUGCUCGCUACGAGGUGACCGUGGUCUCCGUCCGAGGCUUUGAGGAGAGUGAGCCUCUCACAGGCUUCCUCACCACGGUUCCUGACGGUCCCACGCAGUUGCGUGCACUGAACUUGACCGAGGGAUUCGCCGUGCUGCACUGGAAGCCUCCCCAGAAUCCUGUGGACACCUAUGACGUCCAGGUCACAGCCGCUGGGGCCCCGCCUCUGCAGGCCGAGACCCCAGGCAGCGCGGUGGACUACCCCCUGCAUGACCUUGUCCUCCACACCAACUACACCGCCACUGUGCGUGGCCUGCGGGGCCCCAACCUCACUUCCCCAGCCACCAUCACCUUCACCACAGGGCUAGAGGCCCCUCGGGACUUGGAGGCCAAGGAAGUGACCCCCCGCAUGGCCCUGCCCACUUGGACUGAACCCCAAGUCUGGCCCGCAGGCUACCUGCUCAGCUUCAACACCCCUGGUGGAGAGACCCAGGAGAUCCUGCUCCCAGGAGGGAUCACAACUCACCAGAUCCUCAGCCUCUUUCCCUCCACCCCCAAAAAUGCACGGCUCCAGGCCACUUGGGAGCAGAGCCUCCUGCCACCCGUGUCCACCUCUUUCACCAGGAGUGGGCUGCGGAUCCCCUUCCCCAGGGACUGCGGGGAGGAGAUGCAGAACGGAGCCGGUGCCUCCAGGACCAGCACCAUCUUCCUCAACGGCAACCGGGAGCGGCCCCUGAACGUGUUUUGGGACAUGGAGACUGAUGGGGGCGGCUGGCUGGUGUUCCAGCGCCACAUGGAUGAACAGACAGACUUCUGGAGGGACUGGGAGGACUAUGCCUAUGGUUUUGGGAACAUCUCUGGAGAGCUCUGGCUGGGCAAUGAGACCCUGCACAGCCUGACACAGGCAGGUGACUACUCCAUGCACGUGGACCUGCGGGCUGAGGACGAGGCUGUGUUCGCCCAGUACGACUCCUUCCGCGUAGACUCGGCUGCGGAGUACUACCGCCUCCACUUGGAGGGCUACGACGGCAGCACAGGGGACUCCAUGAGCUACCACAGCGGCAGUGUCUUCUCUGCCCGUGAUCGGGACCCCAACAACUUGCUCAUCUCCUGUGCUGUCUCCUACCGAGGGGCCUGGUGGUACAGGAACUGCCACUACGCCAACCUCAACGGGCUCUACGGGAGCACAGUGGACCAUCAGUAUGACUGCCGAGCACUGAGGGGUCGCCCCGAGAGAAGAGCCAGGGUCCUUCACCACCCAGCCGCUGGAGGAAGCCUUCUCUGCCAGCGAUCUCGCAGCACUGUGUUUACAGGGGGGAGGGGAGGGGUUCGUACGGGAGCAAUAAAGGAGAAACUGAGGUACCCGGCUGGCAUCGGUCCUGCCCCAUCACUGGUUCUGGCCUGGGCUGUGGGCCCCCAUCCCCCGGGGCUGCAGCCGCACUUGGAAAGGCUGUAUCUUGAGGAUGACACUGCAGUGGGGCAGGGGCUGCAGGGAGGGCAGGGCGUCCCCGGAGGGCAGCAGCGUGAAGGCCUGCAGCAGUCGGGUCAGCACCACGAACAGCUCCAGGCACGCCAGCGGCUCGCCCAGGCACACGCGGGCACCGCAGCCGAAGGCCAGAGCUCUGGAGUUCUUGCCUGGCUCCAGGAAGCGAUCUGCGGGCGGGUGGACAGGUGGGUGGGGAGGCGUUCAGCGGCAGCGGGGACCAGCCUCCACCACAUUUUCACGGCAGGCCCCCGGCCCCCCACAUACCAGGCCAGAACUCAUGUGGCCUCUCCCAGACCGUCUCAUCCAGGUGGGCGCCUUGGAGGUUCGGAAUGAUGACUGUGCCCUCAGGGAUGUCGUAGCCGGAGAUGCUGAAGGGGGCUGGAGUUAGAGGCUGGCCAGGACC